Messenger RNA from Paramecium octaurelia, 544 nucleotides. NCBI's taxonomy places the organism in Eukaryota, Ciliophora, Oligohymenophorea, Peniculida, Parameciidae. The record is from the annotation of a GenBank genome assembly.
AAUGACUCUCCAAAUCACGCUUUUUCUUAAAAGAGAGAAAUAUCGAUAACUAGGCCUCUAAAUAAUUAGCAUAGAAUGGAAGAAGCAGGGCGGGACAACUAGGCAGAUGAGCAAUUCUAAAGUUAAAGGAUUCUCCCAAAAUUAUUUUAUAUUGCUUUUUAUUUUUAGAAAAACUGAAGUCCUUUCAUUCUAUAUUUGGAGCAUUAGAUCUAUUUAGACUUAGAAUUUUAAUUUAGAGCAAAUAAUUAUGAUAAUAAUUAAUUCUAGCAUUAAUUCUAGCUAAUAUUUAGAAAUUCAUAAUGCAAAAACCCAAAAAUGUCAGAUUUAAUAGGAUGUUUCAAAAGGAGGGAUCUUAAAGACAUUCUGUUUACUGACGGAUCGCCACAAGUAAAAUGACUGCUUAUAAUGGGAGAAUUAUUUUCAUGCCAAAAAUAUAAUUCAAAAUUUAGUCUGGAGAUUCACUUGUAGAAAUUAUGAAAUGUUGAAAGAUAAAGUGAACCAACCUGAUUAAUUAUAUCUAUAUUUCAAAAAUAUUUUCUACUGA